Effrenium voratum is the source of this 2443-nucleotide messenger RNA. The record is from the annotation of a GenBank genome assembly. Lineage: Eukaryota; Dinophyceae; Suessiales; Symbiodiniaceae.
ACUUGGAGGCCAACGGCUUAGCACUCGGUGCCCAGCGUGCUGCGGACACUCGGCAUGGCCGACUUUCUGGCAGCGGCGGAGGCUUGCGCCAAAGGAUGUGCCGAUCCACGCCAGGUGGCCGAGGCACUGCGCGAGCUGGAGUUCCAGACCCUCGAGGCGGAGCCUUCCGGGGCCAAGCUGGGGACCUGGGAGGAGUUGCGCGUGGCGGAGGCCAAGCUGAGGUCCUAUGCCAUGGACGAGCUCGCUCGGGCUCACCACGAGCACACCACCUCGCCCCUCUCCGAACUGGCGCCGGACCUGCUGCGGCCUCCCUGGCUGCAAGUGCCCCAGCGCCUGCUCAGGCACACGGCAGAGGAUCCCAUGGAGGUGCUCUGCACGCUGGAUUGCCACCCUGACCUGGAUGAUGGUUUCUGCUGGCACUGCUGGCAUCGGGAGGAAUGCGGCGGCCGCCCAGAGGAGAUCCAGGACUUGCUGUCGCUGGCUCGGCAGCUCAGCCGCUGCGCGUCCUUCUCGCACCGCGCGCGCCUGGCGGAGCAGCAGUGGUCCUACUACGACCAUCUCUGCGAAGAGUUGAGCCAGCUGCGGCCUGGGCGGCUGCUGGUUCUGGGGGGGCUUGGCGUCUCAGCGGUGCACGCGGCCCGAGAUCUCGGCUGCUCCGUGGUGCUCCUGGCGCCGCCGGAGCACGUGCCGCUGCUGCGGCAGCUGAUGCGCGACAACGCUGUGGAUGUGUCCGUGGCUGGAGAUGCGGAUGGCCUGGAUCUGCCGAGCUUUGAUGCCUGCGCCCUGGAAGGCUUCGAGCCAGACGCCAUGUUGGGCCUGGGGGUCCUUGAGACCUGGCGCAGUUUGGCGCCGCAACUCAGCGCCCAGGUCCUGCCGCGGUGCCUGCGGGUGUCCGUGGCCUUGGCUUCACAGCGGCUUGCGGAGGCGGCGGCUGUGGGCGUGAGCUUGGAGCCCUUUGCGGCGUCACACGGGGGGCUGGCGCCCUUACCACAAGCGGUGCCGGAGAAGCCGGGCGCAGCCGCGCUGCGCCCUGCGCCACUGUCGGCCUUUGUCCCGCUGCUGGAGCUGCCGUUUCGGGGGCCUUGGCCCUCAGACCGAGAAGGCCGUGCCGCGCAGCUCGCGCCGUUUCGUGCGGGGACGGCGAGAGCAGACGCCUUGCUGGUGACCUGGGAGCUGGACUUCGAGCAGAAAGUUUGGAGCGGCCAAAGUGUGCAGCCGCUGCCCGCCAGGCUCCAAGCGCUCGAUGGCCCCGUGGAGGUCCUUGGAAUCUGCACUGCGCAGGGAAUUUGCCUCGAGGUGCCAGACUUGACGCUCUACGCGACUCCGCCGCUGCCCCGCGUUUUCCUCUUGGAUUGGUACUCCGAGAUGCUGAAUGACGCCGUACGCAACGAGGCUUUUGCUACUGCCAUUCGCAAGAAGGCCUGUGGCGCUCGCGUCGCGGACCUGGGCUGCGGCUGUGGGCUCCUCACGCGCCUGGCGCUGGACGCGGGCGCCCGCGCGGCGGUGGGCGUGGAGAUCGCGCCGCACCUGGCGCGGGCCGCCAAACGCGUCGCGCCGGAGGCGGAGGUGACGUGCGGCGACAUCCGGGCAGUGGCGGUGUCGGAGGAGGAGCGCUUCGACCUUUUGGUGGCAGAGCUGCUGGAUGCCGGAGGCCUGGGGGAGAAGAUUGUGCCCUUCAUGCGCCACGCGAAGAGCAGGCUGGCCACAAAGGGCGCCCAGUGCGUGCCGCGGGGGCUCAAGGUCAAGGCGCUGCUGCUGGAGCUGCAUCUGCCGAAGCUCCGAAAGGUCGAUCUCGGCGCGUGGGAGAGUUACUGGCUGCCGGCUUCAGCUGAGAAGGGCGAAUGGCUGGGCCUGGAUUUGGAUGCGGCCGAGUGGACACCAGCCUCGUCAGUGGUGGAGGUCUUCAGUCUGAACUUCGAAGGGCCUCAAAGUGGGCUAGCCGAGGCGCUGCAGGAGAGCGCGCGGUGUCUUUCGAGGUGUCCGGGCGCUUCAAUGCCGUCGCCUGGUGGUUCGAAGCCGACUUGGGCAUCGGUGAAGAAGGCGCCUGCGACCUCACCAGCGCCCCUGCUCGGUUCCGCAGCGGCGGAGGGACCCACUGGGUGCAAGCCGUCGCAGGCCUCGGGCCGUCAAGGCAGGUGGCAUCUUUUCAGACGCGCGUGCGCACGGACGGGGUGCAGAUCACUUGGACACCCUUGGAGGCUUUGGCGCCCGCGUUUUCGGCGGACGUGGCCCUGUGGCGAGACGAAAGCGCUGAAGCGCAGCAGCGACUGAGAGACGUGGAGCAGCGGCUGACGGCGGUGGGGGACCUGGCGCGCCUGGGCCAGGUGCAGGCGGCUGCGCUGGCGCUGGCGGCCUGGCCUCGUCGCUUCGGCCUGGAGGCGACUCCAGAAGUGGUGAGCCGCUUGCUGAAGGGCCUCUAUGUGUGAUGCGCAAAAGGCGAGCA